Molecule: messenger RNA, 822 nt
Organism: Aureobasidium uvarum
Lineage: Eukaryota; Fungi; Ascomycota; Dothideomycetes; Dothideales; Saccotheciaceae
Source: the annotation of a GenBank genome assembly
GUCACGGGCGGCAAGGCCCGCGCUUGGACCAGCCCCACCUGCUUCACCGCAUCGCAUGCUACACGCUGCCACUCCGCUUGUUCAAGAAUCAAGUUAUACAGCAUGGCGUCAAAUGUCACAGCUAGCACCGUGUCUCUCACGAGGACUAUCCCGAGUCUCGAAGCUCUUCCAGACGAACUUCUUCUCCAGAUCAUGAGCGACCUAGACUACCCGUUCUUGCUGGCUCUUUCUAGAGUGUCACACCGACUUCGAUCCGUCUCUCUUGACCAUGUUCUGUAUUUGCACCGUCUGCACAUGUCAUCCGUGCAUUUGUUGUCAUUCUUGCCUCAACGUCCUUCAUUACGAUCCAUUCAACCCCCUGCUUCGGCGAUAUAUCUAACUCGUACGCACGUUGCUGCGCGCAAUCUCCAUUUUCGCCUGCUGUCAGCAACUCUCAAUCGAUCUCUGUCCCGGCGACCGACCGUCUCUUCUCUUGUCAACGCGCGUAUUUUGCCCAAAGAUUGCUGUCGGCGUGAUCGUUCGAGUGGGGAGAUCAUCGUCACGCAUUCCGGCCUUUACGAACGCAAGCGCAAGCUCGAGCUCGAAAAGUUUAAAGAGGGCAUGCGAAUCUGGCUGGAAAAGAAGGCUCGGGCGAUCAGUAGACGCAAAUCGAUUGUAGGUGGCGUUGGUAUCCUGGUGUGGAGGUUUACCAAGAGAAGCAAAGGACCGGACGACUUACCUACAGAACCAUCCUCUCAUGCAUGCUCGGAAAACUAUCAUGUCUCGAGUCUGAGACGUUUCUGGGAAGACAUUGGUUCAAAGGGAAUCUCUGCUCGAAGCCGU